Molecule: messenger RNA, 1158 nt
Organism: Humulus lupulus (European hop)
Lineage: Eukaryota; Viridiplantae; Streptophyta; Magnoliopsida; Rosales; Cannabaceae
Product: nudix hydrolase 8-like
Exons: 9
Coding region: 40-1083 (347 amino acids)
Molecular function (GO): ADP-ribose diphosphatase activity; NAD binding; NADH pyrophosphatase activity
Source: RefSeq, a predicted model, not a curated record
GUGUGUGUUAUAAUUUGCUAGCUGCAGCACAAAAGGAUUAUGGCAAUAGCAAUGGAGAUCUCAAAAUGGCCACUGAUCGGUUCUACUUCACGAAAAAAUAACUAUAACUCUCGUGACUUGUUUUCAAGGGGUUUUUCAUUUCCACAGAAGAACAUUUUAUUGAGAAAUCCGAGUUUGUACUCUUACAAUCCAUUAUUGACUUUUCAUGAGGCUGGUGGGGGCCAUAUGCUCAAGGGAACAGCUGUUCAUGUACACACUCCAAAUAUAUCAUCUUCACCAACGACAGCGACGGAGUUGCUUGAUUCGUGGAACGACGACUAUAAUGGUGUCGUUGUUAAUCCAGAGAGCUUGCCUUUAAGUUCAAAUGCCUUUGCAUCUGCUCUUCGAGCCUCUCUGUGCGAUUGGAAGAAAAAGGGGAAGAAAGGAGUGUGGCUUAAAAUACUGCCAGAGCAAGCUGAGUUAGUUCCAAUAGCAUUACAGGAAGGUUUUAGUUAUCACCAUGCUGAAUCCAGAUAUGUUAUGUUAACACAUUGGAUCUCAGACGAAGUUUGCUUGCUUCCUUCCAGCCCUUCUCACCAAAUAGGUGUUGGUGGAUUUGUGAUCAAUCACAAAAGAGAGGUUCUUGUAGUAAAAGAGAAGUGUCCUUGUAGUUGCUCUGGUAUGUGGAAGUUACCUACUGGUUACAUUAACAAGUCUGAAGACCUAUAUUCUGGAGCUGUUAGAGAAGUGAAAGAGGAAACUGGAAUUGACACUGUUUUCCUAGAAAUAGUAGCUUUCAGACACGCACACCUUAUGGCAUUUGAGAAUUCGGACCUGCUCUUUAUUUGCAUGCUGAAACCAUUGUCGUUUGAUAUUAAAAUCGACGAAAAGGAAAUCCAAGCUGCAAAGUGGAUGCCCAUUGAUGAAUUUAUGGGAGAAGACCUUUAUGUAGAAGAUCCCAUGUCCAAAAAUGUCGUCGACAUUUGCACUGCAGCUCAUGAAGAUCGGUAUAGUGGUGGAUAUAUUGGGCAGCAGCUGCCCUCUAAACUGGAUAAGAAAUUGUCCCAUUUGUAUCAUGCUGGAAUAUUUAAUUUUAAAAGUUAAAAUGAAUUUUGUAAAAUAACCUUUGACCUUGUGUAAUAGUGAAUACUCCAAAAUGAUAUCAAACUUAUGCUCUUA